Molecule: messenger RNA, 1772 nt
Organism: Telopea speciosissima
Lineage: Eukaryota; Viridiplantae; Streptophyta; Magnoliopsida; Proteales; Proteaceae
Product: cytochrome P450 704C1-like
Exons: 5
Coding region: 57-1631 (524 amino acids)
Molecular function (GO): oxidoreductase activity, acting on paired donors, with incorporation or reduction of molecular oxygen; heme binding; iron ion binding
Source: RefSeq, a predicted model, not a curated record
AGAAGUAAGAAGCAAUUUAAAACUCUCUUGUCUUUCCCUUGCUCACAAGCCUUCCGAUGAUUUUCCUCCAUCAGUUACUUGCAGAGAUGGAUUUAUUAUCUGCCACAGUGGGUGCUUUAAUGGCUUCAUUCUGCUUUGUUCUCAUAUGCUUCUGUGUUCUGUUACUAAGAAUCUUCAUGGGUAAGUCACUGAAUCACCCUCAGUACCCUCCUGUAAUGGGCACCGUCUUCCACCAACUACUCUAUUUCAACCGUCUCUACGAUUUUCACACCGAUGCCGCUCGCAAGCAUCGAACCUUCCGUCUCCUCGCUCCCUCACAGAGCGAGAUCUACACUGUAGACCCUCGAAACGUCGAACACAUACUCAAAACCAACUUUGAGAAAUACAGCAAGGGGCACUACACCCAUGAAAAUCUUGGAGACCUCUUUGGUAAUGGUAUCUUUAAUGCUGAUGGCGACAAUUGGCGUCAACAGAGGAAGAUUGCAAGCUUCGAGUUCUCUACUAGGGUUCUCAGGGAUUUCAGCUGUGCUGUGUUCAGAAAAAGAGCUGCCAAAUUGGGUCAGGCUAUUUCGGGGUUUGCAGCCAUGAAUAAGAUCUUUGACAUCCAAGACUUGUUAAUGAGAUGCUCUCUGGACUCCAUAUUCAAAGUUGGGUUUGGGGUGGAUUUGAAUUGCUUGGAGGGUUCAAGCAAAGAGGGGAGAACAUUCAUCAAGGCUUUCAAUGAUUCAAAUCGAUUUAUAAUGUGCCGCUAUGCCGAUCCCUUUUGGAAGCUGAAGAGGAUUCUUAAUUUGGGAUCCGAAGGUGCUCUUAAGAAGAAUGUAAAGAUCAUGGAUAAUUUUGUGUUUGGGGUAAUAAGUAACAAGAGGAAACAGAUGUUCGAACAACAAAACGAGAACGACAAGGAGGACAUACUUUCAAGGUUUCUGGUGGAGAGCAAGAAAGAUCCACAGAGAAUGACCGAUCGGUAUCUCAGGGACAUAAUUCUAAAUUUCAUGAUCGCUGGCAAAGAUACUACUGCAGGCACACUCUCCUGGUUCUUGUACCUCCUCUGCAAGAACCCUCUGAUACAAGAAAAAGUUGCAGACGAAGUAAGAGAAGUCAUCAAUUGUAAGGAGAACGAAACUGACAUCGAUGCUUUCGUGGAGUGUUUAACUGAUUCAGCAUUAGAUAAGAUGCAUUAUCUCCAUGCGACCCUAACAGAGACUUUGAGACUAUACCCUGCUGUCCCCACGGAUGGGAGGUGUGCAGAAACAGAUGAUGUUCUCCCUGAUGGUUUCAAAGUGAAGAAAGGAGAUGAUGUGUAUUACAUGGCUUAUGCCAUGGGCAGGAUGACUUACAUAUGGGGAGAGGAUGCCGAGGAUUUUCGACCGGAGAGAUGGCUCGACAAUGGAGUAUUCCAAUUCGAUUCACCAUUCAAAUUCGUGUCAUUUCAUGCUGGCCCUCGAAUCUGUUUGGGGAAGGAAUUCGCUUAUCGGCAGAUGAAGAUAUUUGCCAUGGUCCUUCUUCGUUUCUUUCGGUUCAGACUAGCAGAUGAAAAGAAACAAGUAACAUACAAAACCAUGCUCACACUCCACAUCGAUGGUGGCCUCCAUCUUAAUGCAAUUCCUAGAGUUUUCUUUGACAAAUUCUGAUCAAUGAAGAACUAUUGUGCAUAAGAAUAAUUUGUACAAUUAAGCCUACCUAGCUAUGUCAUAUGUAAAUAGGCAAGGCUAAAACCCAAGGUAAAUUUCUCUUGAAGGAGCUGUGGAUAUGUAUAACCUCCUACUUGGUUU